Besnoitia besnoiti is the source of this 8808-nucleotide messenger RNA. RefSeq lists its product as uncharacterized. The coding region runs from base 1 to 8808 and encodes 2935 amino acids. The record is from RefSeq and is a predicted model, not a curated record. Lineage: Eukaryota; Apicomplexa; Conoidasida; Eucoccidiorida; Sarcocystidae. Gene Ontology annotation, biological process: protein desumoylation. Gene Ontology annotation, cellular component: nucleus. Gene Ontology annotation, molecular function: deSUMOylase activity. The transcript has 11 exons.
AUGUACCGUUCCUCCGCCCACCCGAGUCGGGCAAAGACAUCAGCUGACCCGCUCUCGGACUUGAGGGAAGUCGGCUUGCUGCAUGAAAUGGGCUCAAGAGGCGCGCGGCCGUUCAAGCAGCCUCGCGCCUCUCUGCAUGUCUCUCCCGCGAUGCUGUCCUCCGCCUCGUCUCGCCAGUCGCUUCGCUCGCUGCUGCUGGGCGGGGCGGAAAGCGGCAGAAGAAGGGAAGACAGUCAGCGCAGGCUGGCGGACGCUGGAAAAGACGACCCCGACCACGCCCCAAUCAGAAGAGAAAGGCGCGGUAUGGACAGCGAGGAAGAGCGCCGCCGGAGAAGGCGGGAUGCGGGGCUCUUUCGCUCCGUUUCUUUAGAUGGAGGCAACGAGGAAACAGACGAAGACGACUUCCGCCAAGUGGAAAACAGCAGAAACUUGCCGUCUCGUGGCGCUGGAGCGCACUCUGGCCGCGGGCGUCUUCUUAACGUCGAGGAAGACGGAAAAGCGCGGAGAAAGAAAGAGAGGAAAACGCGACCCAGCAUCGCCGGCGCUUCCAGUCGCGCGAGGGACAGGCGCGAGAGGGAGGCGAGCUCGGAUGGUGGUAGCCCUCAUCUCCUCGGCCGGCGCUUGGGCUUUGCGUCGCCCGCUCUCACUCCACGCAAAGGUUCCUCUCUCGCUGCCGCGGAUGGUGAGUCCAGGUCGCACUCGGCGGCAGCAGGUUCAAGAAGAAGGAUAUCGAAAGAGAAGCACAACUCACUCGAAGUGGGGACUUGGUCCUCCGCACACGCCCCGCGGCGACCUGCAGGCGCCGCGACCUGGCAUGCGUCGCCUCCGGCCGCCGCUGCGCUCGACUCCUCCGCGUCCAGUCACCUCUCGUCUUCGUCUUCUUCAGCUGCUCAGUCCCCUGACUCGAAUGCCGUCCUCGCGCCGUCGUGGCUGCUGUCCACGCUCGGAGUGUUUCCUGCGGAGGACCCCUCCGUCGCGGCCGCGGUUCCGGCCUCUAGGGGCCUUCCAGAGGACGGGGAGCCGGCGGCCCGCGGAGCUCGUGAGCAGCGCGCAGGCGCAGGCAGCGACGAGCGACCAGAAAGUGAAGAAGUCAAGCCCCUGCAAAUGGGCAGAAGUCGCAUGAAGCGCGAUGAUAGACGGAAGAAGACUGAGCCAGAGCGCAGACGGGUCGCCGCUGGAGCGGAGAACGAAAGCCAAGACGAAGAAGCAGGGGAGGCACCGCGCCAGGCCUUGUUCCCGCGGCAGCACGCGCGCCGGAGAGCGCGAGGAGAUCAGGGGCUCUCGAGUGAGGGCGAGGCGCAGGGCACCGGCGGCGGGGGCAAGCAGACUGCGCUAGCGUCGCCCGACCGCCAAGAGAGAAAGAGGAGGAAAUACAGGGACGCGGAAGCAGAGGACGCGCGAGGCGCGUCGCGCGCAGAUCCGACUGGAACUUCUAUUUCGGAUUCCGAGGACGGGCGCGGGUCUUCGGCCGUCCCUCAGCCGCGCAACGAGGCUCGGGAAGCGGCAGGGAGCGCAGCACCCGGAGGCAGCUCUAUCCAGGCGAGCGGAAGAAAACACGACGAAGCCUCGGCUCGAGGCGCGGGGCCAGUCGAGGAGACGAAGAAGCGAGAGAAAGGGCGGCGGGGAGCGUCAAGGAAGAAGGGCGAGAAGCCAGGGGCCUCUGUGUUGUCUUCUUCCCUCGCCGCUUCUCCCUCCCGUCUCCUCUAUCCUGCGUCCACGCUCGUCGGCUCGGCGCUUCGGCCGGCGUCGUUUCUGCCGUCGCGGGGGCUUGGCCCCGCUGGGACCGUCACCAGCCUCAUGCCCUCUUUGUUCACUUCCGCUAGGGGGGAGACUCGUGGGGUCGCGGGCCUCUCGCGCUUGCCGUUGGAAGCCUCUUUCGCGCCUGCGACCGCGUUGGAGCCGCGCAAGGAGGAGCCCAGCGCAGGCGGGGGGCGGGACGAGGCAGCGGACGGCGACGCAGGGGCAGACGAACCGAGACUCCACGAGGCGGGGCUGGAGAGUCUCUCCGCAGACGAGGCGGGCGAGCGAGCAGGUCGUUCAGCUCAUGCGGAGCGAAGCAGCGGGUCGGAAUCUCUUCAGGCGCCGCACGCCAGAGCCACGCCGCUUUCCCUCAGUGCCCUCCUGCAGGCGCCGCCUCGGCCGGCGCGCGUUCCACAGAGCGCAGCGAGCGUAGCGGACACGCGCCGACAAGAGAAAGAUUCGCGCGCCGCGCGGGAGGAGGGGCGCGACGGCAGGCUGCGGCGGGAGGCCUUUGUCGGCGACGAAGGCCUGGAGUCGUCACCCCGAGCAAAAGAACGUCAGUUGGAAGCAGAGAGCCGCGUCGAGGUGCGUGGUGCAGCGGGUCGUUGUCCCGUCAGCGUGUGCGCGGGAGAGGAGAGAGGCGAGGCUUUUUUUUUCGUCAGCGCAGCGGACGGAGGUCACACAGAGGACGCGCCCUCGCUGCCGGGAGACCUGCAGGACGGCGCGCGUGAGGGCGAGGCGCCACUUUACGCAGAAGGAGGCGCCCAGAAGGCCAGAAGAGGCGUUUCAGUUGCGUGCUGCUCAGUCGGGAUUCAGUGCGAAGAGCCCGGCGCCGAGCGAGAGGAGGGGGCCGCGAAGGCGGGCACCCUGGGGCAGAAUCCCUUCCCGUCUCUGUUUCAGGGCGAAGAGCGCGAAAGCGAAGCCGACAAAGAACGCAGAGAGUUCCUUCUGUUUUGUCAGCGCCUGCAGUCGACGCGGUCGCAUGCGUCGCCUCUCUCGCUCAGUCUUCAUCAGCACGCUUCUGUUCCCUGCGAAAAUGUCGAGAGUCUCUCUGCGGCGGGCGACCUGGAGCCGCGGCCGCCGUUCGAGGCGGCCGACCGCGCUGCCGGGCUGUGCUUCGGGGGGGGAGAGGGAGAGGAAGACGAGGAGAAGUUUGCGUAUUCGCCGUCUUCUUCAGCCUCUUCUUCGCUGCCGAGCUCGCCCUUGCACACGCGCAAGGCGGACAGCGGCCUGCGCGGCGCGUUUGGGGCGGCGGCGGCGGAUCUCUGCGGCUCGUCACGCGGUCGCUCAGCUGCCUCAGUUCCGGGGUGUGUCUCCAGUCCCCUCGCGUCUCACUUCCCGUCCUCGUCGGCGCUGCCGCCGCUCUGCGUCGCGUCCUUCGGAACUGCGCCCGGCGCGCUCUUUGGCGGGGCAGGCACGCCUCGAGGCGAGGUCGUUGCGGUGUCUUUGCGGGAGGUCUCCGGAGGGUCGUCCUCGGGAGCUCCGACCUCCCGCUGGCCGGUGUCUGGGGAGUUGAGCCCUCGGGCGGAGACAGACGACGGAGAUCCGGAGGAGCGCGAGAGGGCCGCCGGGCUGUGGCGGGUCGAGGAGCUGAAGCAGCUAGGCAGGCAAGUCGCGCUGUGGGGAGAGAGGCGCGUGCUGGCGGGGGCGUUCUUUCUUGAAGCCGAGAGCCGCGAGCACCUCCUCGAGGUGCUUGGCGCGCAGCUCGAAGAGGAAGACGAAGCGGAGGAAGACGACGCGCUCCAGCUCCAGCAAGAAGAAGAGGAAGACUUCCGCGAGGCCGUUCAGCAGCAGCUCCUCUUCUUCGAGCGCCUGCAGCGCGAGCGUCCUUCGCUCUUCCCGCGCACACUCGCCAGCCGCCUUCGCAGGGAGAAGCGCGAGGAGGCGUCAAGCCCCGAGGGCGCAGGGUCGCCGCAGGCGGGCAAGGUGCGUCGCGCGAGCGGCGCCUUGCUGUCUCCGCUCACGCAGCAGGCGAAGAGGACGGUGGAGCGGCGCAAGGAGGAGAGAGACGACGACGCCUUCAGCGUUCACUCCGAUUCCACAGUCUGUCUUCCACCCUACUUCUACGUCGGGCUCUCGCCGUCGCGCGUCGCGUCCCCGCUGAAGGGUCGCGCCUCGCCCUUCCGAAGGCCGGAGCUCGCGGGCGUGUCGGGCUCCAAGAGCCGACAGAUAGACUCUUCCCGCGCGGAGACCCUCACGGCGCACUCGUCAGCGAGCCGCAGUGCGGCCCGUCAACCUCAGGGGGGGGGGCGGAGGCGCUUCUCAAGCGAAAGCUGCGCAGCGCCUGACGGGGGCAUGGGGGGAGAGAGCGGGGCGCCCGCCCGGCGCCCCGAGUCUCAAGAGGGGGAAGAAGCAGAUCGUGGAAAGGAGAGAGAGGACAAGGGCGAUGAAGACGCAGCAGAAGAGACUUCUUCGCGGGCGGAGCGCGCGCGCCUCGGCGCGGAGUCGAUUGCAGAUGACCAUCUCAGUCCAGCGGAGAGCCCCGCUCUCCUCUCUCCCGCCAGGGCCGCUUCAGGCGCCGCCGAAGGCCAUCGAGAAAGAGAACGCGCCGAGGACGACGAAACAAAGGAAGAAAAAGGAGAGGAAGAGGAAGAAGAGGAAGUGCGGCCUGAGGACGGCGAGGCGGACGACGGCGGGUCGGCGGAGGAAGAGCCUGAGAGUGGCGCGGCUCGCCGCUGGAUGUCCCUAGCGGCAGCCCACGCGGACGAGGCGGAGAGCGCAGAAAAGCAGCUUGACGCCUCUGAGAGAGAAGACGCGUCGCCUGCGCAGCGAGAACCCCGCGCGCGACUGGCAGAAGAAGAGGCGUCGAACGCAGGGUCUGAAAGGGAGGAAGCGGAGGAUGAAAUGCGGUCAGAAGAGCAGGCACCAGCAGACGAAGCAGCGGGAAUCCUGCGGGCGAGAGAAGAGAGUCCUCCAACCUCGUCGCUGCCCUCCUUUCCUGUUCUCGAGGCGCUUGCCUCGUCGGCAGUCUCGGCCGACAGUUCCCCUGUACCCUCCCUUGAACCCGCUUGCGCGCCUGCCCUACUCUUUGGCGAAGAGACCGGCGGCUCUCGCGUCUCUGCUUUACGAUUUGAGGGCGAGGCGCCGCCGGAGUCGAACGCGUGUGUCGCCUCCUCUGCCGCGGUGUUUUCUUCGGCGCCGCUCGCGUCAGCGUCUGCAGUCUCAGAGCACCCCUCCGGCGGUCUUUUCGUCGCUUCGCCCCAGAGGGGGCUUCGCCGGCGGAGCAGAGGUCACGGGAGCCGCUCCGACUCUCCUCGUUCGGCUGCGCGCGGGGACUCGCUCGGCGGAGGGCGAGCGCAGGGGGCGGCCGGACCGGCGGGCGCCGAGGAGACCGCGGCGGAAGCGGAGAGCGACGCAUCUGUCGGAAGCGGACACCCGUCAAGCGCGAGCGCCAGAAGCUCCGCAGAGGAUCUGAGCCUCGGCGGCAGCACAGAGGAGGCGCAGGCAGGCAACGAAGAGGAUGAAAAGCUGGAAGAUGAGGAGAGAGAGGACGAAGAGGCAGGGGCUGGCGGCGCACGCGGAGCAGAAGGCAGAGGCGAGUCCCGAGUCGCAGACGGAGAGGCGGGUGAAGAGCCCGGCGAGGACGGAGAAGAGGGGCCCGACGAGGCGAAGGGCGGCGGCCGGUGGGAAGGAAGCGAUUCUGGGGCAUUGGGUGUCCAGGUCUCUGACUUCGGCAGCUCGACCGAGGAAACAGAAACGCGGCCUUUUUCAUCCAGGCCCGCAUCCGACGUAGACAUGCGCCCUCAGGCUCACGAGACCCCCGAGAGCCCAGCGGAGGCGCUGGCGGCGAGGCGCGCCGCGGCAAACGAAGAAGAGGCUUCUGCCGGUCGGGCUUCCGUAGUCAUCGCUUCAGCUCCGCUCGGCUCGACCGUGAGCGGUGGAGUUGGUCUCGCCCCCCAUCAGGAGCUCAGCGUCUCGUCUUUCGCGUCUCCGCGGUUUCGCUACGCGUCGCCGCUGCCUGACGAGGUCGGCACGCCGACGCCGCUGAGGGAAGUCGACGCCGAAGUGCAGAGAGAACUCGAAGAGAGUGGGGAGCUGCAGCAGGAGGGGACCGCGGACAUGACGGAUUUCAGCCGAGAGGGCGCAGAGGGCGAGCGCCGUGACGUUGAACAAGCGCGCUCGGCCGGCUGGUCGGGUUUCUCCGCCAACAGCGAACGCCUUUCUCCCGCGAAAGUCGUGUCUUCAACGUUUUUCUCGCCGUCGCACUCCGCGCUUCCCCUGCCCUCCGCAGCCUUCCUCGCCGCGCUGCAGGACUCUCCGCCGUCCUCGAACGCGUCGAUGGCCUUCCCUUCGUCGUCUUCUUCGCUGGCGGGUUCGCCGGCGCUCUCGUCCUCGUGCUUCUUCGCUCCCCACAGCGAGGCUGCGCCCAGGGAGGAGUCGACGCGCCCGUCUGUCCCCGCUAUCUCUUCUUCCGCGGUUUCGGCGUCCCCGGCGCCCCCCUUUCGGUUGUUUUCAGCCGCGUAUCUGCACACGCAGGCGCUCGACGAGAGGCGCGAGGGCGACGCGGCGAAGGGCGAGAAGGAGGCGUGGGACGUGAGCGGCGGCGGCAUCGCUGUCUCCGCCGCGCUGUGCGGCGGCCUGCGCGGGGAGCAGCCGCUGCUGCCGCAGGAAAGCGCCAAGCUCCGUGCCGAGCCGCGAACGUACGCGACCGACCGCGGGCACCGCACCGAGGCGCGGCGGACGGCUGAGGGCGAGGAAGGCUCGACGCGAGAGAAAGGGACUGGAGGCGAGCGUCGCGCGGAGACGCGGGGGAGCCUGUCGCUCUCUACGCGGCGCGCCCGCGGCGGAAGAACCUCCGGUCGCCGCAGCGAAAGCGAAAGCAGCAACGAGAGCGAGCGCCGGUGGCGGGGGGGCGGCGACCGCGAGGCAGGCGCCGAGGGCCUUCUCGCGAAGCGGGGCGCUGAGGGGCGAGAAAACGAAGAGGAUGAAGGCGCCGCGCAGAGAGAGCAGCACCAUGGAGAGGCGCGAAGCGGCGGCGCGGUUGCCGCAAAGGACGCUCACGGAAAACCCAAAGAGGCUGCACGCAGACGCGGAGUCGAACGUGGCAGAGCCGACCCGGAAGACGACGACUGCAUCGUUAUCGAGGAGGAGGGAAUGCUCGCUGGAGGGGAGGGAGCGCCCGACGACGGCCGGGAGGAGGCCCGACGGCACUCUGAGCCCGCUGACCUUUGGCCCUUGGCCUCUGGAGGCGAGCGCGAGCGAGGCAGUGUCGAAAGAAACGGCAGUCGAUUGGGCGCCGUGGCGGACUGCCAUCGCGAAGUUCUUCUUUCGUUGAAGCGGAAGCACGAAGAAGAGAGUCGCAAAAAGUUCCCCGCCGCCACGCCGCAGCAGCACGCGGCGUCGGUUCCGCCGUCCUCUCUGUCGUCGGCGGCCUCUUCUUCUUCUCGUCCGUCCAGUUCGCUGCCUUCGCUGCGGCGACACCCGGCGUCUCAGGCGCCGUCUUUUUCUUUGCAGCCCUCAUCUGCCGCUGCCUCCUCGCGGCAAUCGCAUCUCCUACUUCCAGCGUCUCCUUCUCUGCGCUCUCCCGCGUCUCUGCAGCCCACGCGGCUUUCGGACAGGCUGGCGCAGGCCACUGCGGCGCGACUCCGCUCGCCCUGCGCGUCUCUCCCUCCGGCAAAGAAGCAGCGGGCGCUGUCGCCCCCCGUGCCCUCUGCAAGGGGGGCGGCGAGCCCAGCGCGGUCGGAGCGGGCCGCGGCGGCGAGAGGAGGGGCGGAGACCGCGCCGAGCGGAGCCACGCCCAGGGACUUCUCCCUCGAGCAAAAGCCGGACACACCAGGCCGCGCGGAGUCGCCAGCCGGCGCAGUGGCCGCGUCUUCUGCCUCUCCUGUGCUGAUUGUCAGCGACGAGGAUGAGGAGGAGAAGGCGAGGCAAGGUGGAGUCUCCGCAGAGACAGGCGACACGCGUGAGGCGCCCGCGGAACAGAAGAAAUGCGCGUCGCUGAAACUCGGGGGACGAGCAGCGACGGAGGCAGAAGCGCACGCAGAGGCCGCGAGGGAGGCGGAGGCGAACGGCCGGCCGAGAAAGACACAGCGAGAAGAACGGUGCGCGGAAAGCGACGCGCGGCAGGCGCCCGCCGCGGCGGCAGGCCCCGUGGAGGGCGCACAGCCCGACGCGCGGAAAGCAGACCCCGGCGAGAUGCGACAAGAGAAAGAGGGCACCGGCGAGCAAAAACGAAACGACAGAGUCCUCGAGAGGAGGAAAGUGCGGCAAGACGAAGUGGAGCUGCAAUCGCCCAAGUCGCGCGCGGACCCUGAGAAGAAGCCUGCUCAAUCCGCUUUCGAAGCAGCCACCCCCAACCGGCCGGUGACCCGCGGCGCGAGAUGGAAAAUCGCUCCGGAGGAUCAGGCGGCUCUGACGGGGCUGCUUCAUAGAGUCAGCGAAGUGCGCGGAAACGACGGCGAAGUCGUCGUCCACCGCGCAGGCAUCCCGCUCACGAUCAAGAGCCUGCGCGGCCUGCUGCCUGGCGGACUUCUCGAUGACGAAGUUAUCAACCUCUACAUGGUCUUGCUGCAAGAGAGGGACGACCGCAGCCUGCGAAUCUCUCAGACUCGCCCCGAUACGGCAGCUUCGACGCGGCACCGUCGAUGUCAGUUUUUUCCUUCGCAUUUCUACGCGAGUCUGCGGAAGAGCGGCUACGAGGGAGUUCGGCGAUGGACCAUGAGGAAGAAGGUUGAUAUUUUCGGUCAAGAUCUCCUCGUCUUUCCUCUUCACGUGGUGGCUGAGACACACUGGGCCCUGGGCGUCGUGAACUUCAGCGCCGGCGCUAUUGAGUACUACGACUCCCUGGACUACAAAGAAGAAGGAAAAGAAUUUGGGGACAGAAUUCGAGACUACCUGCGUCGUGAACACCUCGACAAGAAAGGGCGCCCCUUCCACGCCGGAAAGUCUCUGCGAUCCGUAGUGAAGCGCGUCCCACAUCAAGAGAACUCCUCAGACUGCGGAGUGUUUUGUUGCCAGUUCGCGGAGCACUUGGGCGCGGCUCGACUCGCUUUCGACUUCAGUCAAGUCGACAUCACGCCGCUGCGCUACAAAAUGAUGCUUCAGCUCUCUCAGACCUAUGUCGCCUAG